AUGGCAGGUUUGGCACUAGAAGGAUCACAAUUUGACGCCAGGCAGUAUGACGCCAAAAUGAGUGAAUUGAGUUCCUCAAAUGACGCACAAGAAUUCUUCACCUCAAGUGAUGAGGUGUAUGACAGUUUUGAUGCAAUGGGAUUGCAAGAGAACCUUCUGAGGGGCAUCUAUGCUUAUGGUUUUGAGAAGCCUUCUGCAAUCCAGCAAAGAGGAAUUGUUCCAUUCUGCAAGGGUCUUGAUGUAAUUCAGCAGGCGCAGUCAGGAACUGGAAAAACAGCAACUUUCUGCUCUGGCGUUCUCCAACAACUUGAUUAUGGUCUAGUCCAAUGUCAGGCAUUGGUCUUGGCUCCGACUAGAGAAUUGGCGCAGCAGAUUGACAUGGUUCUGCGGGCCCUUGGUGAUUAUCUAGAUGUUAAGGUCCAUGCUUGUGUAGGUGGCACAAGUGUUCGCGAGGAUCAACGGAUUCUUCGAGCUGGCGUUCAUGUUGUUGUGGGAACUCCUGGUCGUGUGUUUGACAUGCUGAGAAGGCAGUCACUUCCCGCAGAUUACAUCAAGAUGUUCGUAUUGGAUGAGGCUGAUGAAAUGCUUUCACGUGGUUUCAAGGAUCAGAUCUACGACAUUUUCCAGUUUCUGCCAGCAAAAGUUCAGGUUGGUGUGUUCUCUGCCACCAUGCCACCAGAAGCUCUGGAUAUCACAAGGAAGUUCAUGAACAAGCCUGUCAGGAUCUUGGUCAAGCGUGACGAGCUUACCCUUGAGGGUAUAAAGCAGUAUUAUGUCUACGUUGACAAGGACGAAUGGAAACUUGAAACACUCUGCGAUCUCUACGAGACACUACCCAUCGCUCAGAGUGUCAUUUUUGUCAACACGAGGCGCAAGGUUGAUUGGCUCACUGACAAAAUGCGAAGCCGUGAUCACACAGUCUCAGCAACACAUGGGGAUAUGGAUCAGAACGCUAGCGAUGUUAUUAUGAGGGAAUUUCGUUCCGGUUCUUCUCGUGUUCUCAUCGCCACUGAUCUCUUGGCUCGUGGCAUUGAUGUGCAGCAAGUCUCUCUUGUCAUAAACUAUGAUCUGACGACUCAACCUGAGAACUAUCUUCAUCGCAUUGGUAGAGGUGGCAGGUUCGGAAGAAAAGGCGUUGCCAUCAAUUUUGCGACUAAGGAAGAUGAUAGAAUGCUGUUUGAGAUUCAGAAGUUCUAUAAUAUGGUCAUCCAGGAGCUGCCAGCAAACGUUGCUGAUCUCCAGUUAUGAGAAGUUUUUGGUGCUUGUUGAAAUGGGGUUUUAUAUUUGACCAUAAAUGUGAGAGAUUUAUUUUCUAUUUCUGUUUUUAGUAGUGGUUUUAAGUGUAAAGGUAUUCCUAGA
This is a messenger RNA of Ricinus communis (castor bean), 1359 nucleotides long. RefSeq names its product eukaryotic initiation factor 4A-14. Lineage: Eukaryota; Viridiplantae; Streptophyta; Magnoliopsida; Malpighiales; Euphorbiaceae. Gene Ontology annotation, molecular function: ATP binding; RNA helicase activity; RNA binding. The transcript is spliced from 4 exons. The record is from RefSeq and is a predicted model, not a curated record. Gene Ontology annotation, biological process: cytoplasmic translational initiation. Bases 1 to 1248 code for a protein of 415 amino acids. Gene Ontology annotation, cellular component: cytoplasmic stress granule.